AUGGUCGUAACCACUAGGGGGAAUCCUAGAAGAGAUCGAGAGUUUGAAGAGUCUAGACUUCGUUCAGAAUCAGAGACAAGUAUGGCUGGUUCACUUCCAAUGAACACUCAGCCACAAAAUCUUAUGAAUGGACAACAAAGCCAAAACGGCAUCGGCCGAGCAACAGCCAUCGACCCCAACCAUGUGGUGGUCGAAGAUGUUAAGGAAGCUAAUAGAGGACCAGUCUUGAGGCAGAAUCCGGCCACUUCACUAGAGAUCCAACAGCUCAUCUGA
Molecule: messenger RNA, 273 nt
Organism: Prunus armeniaca (apricot)
Lineage: Eukaryota; Viridiplantae; Streptophyta; Magnoliopsida; Rosales; Rosaceae
Source: the annotation of a GenBank genome assembly